Erigeron canadensis is the source of this 1899-nucleotide messenger RNA. Its product is annotated as metal transporter Nramp3-like. The record is from RefSeq and is a predicted model, not a curated record. The transcript has 4 exons. Gene Ontology annotation, molecular function: manganese ion transmembrane transporter activity; cadmium ion transmembrane transporter activity. Bases 139 to 1653 code for a protein of 504 amino acids. Lineage: Eukaryota; Viridiplantae; Streptophyta; Magnoliopsida; Asterales; Asteraceae. Gene Ontology annotation, cellular component: vacuolar membrane. Gene Ontology annotation, biological process: metal ion transport; defense response to bacterium; positive regulation of reactive oxygen species metabolic process.
UUUUGAUGCAUGUGUUCAACUGACCACUUCCUUUUUUUUUCCUCUUUACUUUACAAAAAAAAUAAAAAUAAAAAAUAGAAAAUAUAUUUCACUCACACGCAACCACUAACUCUCCGGCCACCGGAAAACAACCAAACCAUGUCAUCCGACCCAUUACUACUCACUUCACCCGAACCCGAAACCGCAUACGAACCAUCAGAAAAAGUCCACAUAAUCACCCUGCAUGAAACCAGCAACUACAACGAAUACGACGACGUUUCACCCCCAUUUUCAUGGCGCAAACUUUGGUUAUUUACCGGACCCGGAUUCUUAAUGAGCAUAGCAUUUCUGGAUCCGGGUAACUUAGAAGGUGAUUUACAAGCUGGUGCAAUUGCUGGGUAUUCAUUAUUAUGGUUAUUAUUAUGGGCUACAGCUAUCGGCUUACUUGUUCAGCUUUUAUCGGCUCGGCUCGGCGUGGCUACGGGAAGACACUUGGCUGAGCUGUGUAGAGAAGAGUAUCCAAAUUGGGCUGGAAAGUUACUGUGGGUCAUGACUGAAAUUGCUUUAAUUGGUGCUGAUAUUCAAGAAGUUAUUGGAAGUGCUAUUGCUUUAAAGAUUUUGACUCUUGGGUUUUUACCACUUUGGGCUGGUGUCCUUAUUACUGCCUUUGAUUGUUUCAUUUUCUUAUUUCUCGAAAACUAUGGUGUGAGGAAACUAGAAGCACUUUUUGCUGUGCUCAUUGCAGUCAUGGCGAUCUCGUUUGCCUGGAUGUUUGGUGAAACUAAACCUGAUGGCAAGGAGCUUCUUAUCGGUCUUGUGGUUCCAAAACUCAACUCUAAAACAAUCCAGCAAGCAGUGGGAGUUGUUGGCUGCAUUAUAAUGCCUCACAAUGUGUUCUUACAUUCUGCACUUGUACAAUCGAGAGAAAUAGAUCCACAAAAAAAGUGUCGGGUCCGAGAAGCUCUUAAGUACUACUCAAUAGAAUCUGCCAUAGCAUUAGCUAUUUCAUUCGUUAUUAACCUCUUCGUAACAACUGUAUUUGCAAAGGCAUUCUUUGGCACUGCAAUAGCUGACACCAUUGGUCUCGGGAAUGCGGGUCAGUUUCUUGAAGAGAAAUUUGGUGGCGGGUCCGUACCAAUUUUAUAUAUCUGGGCUGUCGGGUUGUUGGCAGCUGGACAAAGUAGUACAAUUACUGGCACAUAUGCUGGGCAGUUUAUUAUGGGAGGAUUUCUUGAUUUGAGAUUGAAGAAAUGGGCUAGGGCAUUGAUAACACGAAGUUGUGCUAUAAUUCCAACAUUGAUAGUUGCCUUAAUAUUUGAUAGUUCCGAGGACACUUUGGAUACUCUAAACGAAUGGUUGAACGUGCUUCAGUCUGUACAGAUCCCAUUUGCUCUUAUUCCGCUGUUGUGUUUGGUGGCCAAAGAUGAUCUCAUGGGAGUUUUCAAGAUUGGACCUGUUCUAAAGACUAUCUCAUGGCUUGUGGCUGCACUAGUGAUAGCGAUUAAUGGGUACUUAUUGCAACAGUUUUUCGCGGAACAAGUAAGCGGUGCAGCCUUUACUUCAAUAGUCAUCAUUUUCACUGUUGCAUAUGUUGCAUUUGUCAUAUACCUUAUAUGGCGAAGCAUUACGGUCUCUGCAUUCGGUUUCUUGAAGCAAAGAAGCCAAGUAAUGUAAAGGUUUACGUAUAGGUAAAUAUAUGUAUUUUUUUUCUAGACGAUUUUAUUAGCAUUAUUGUACUCUAGCAACGAAAAACCUAUCAGAGAUGACUUUAUUAUGAUGUUGCAACGUAGUAGAAGUUAUUUCUCAUGACCUCUUUUGGAAGGUCCAUUAUGUUGCAUCAUCAUUGUAGCAUUAUGUAACCCCAUUUCUAUAAAGAUUAAGCAACUGAAUUGCUCCAGGGUUGUGAUUGUUUAAAUUCAA